AUGAAGGAUUAUAUCGAGCGAAUAUCGAAUAAUUUACCCGAAUUACCGGACGAACUUAAAGCGAGAAUAAUGAAGCAGUAUUGUAUUCCAUUACAUGAUGUUAUAGUAUUAAUGAAUGAAAUCGGUGGUGUAAAAUAUUUUGAGGAGAUUCUUGAAAAAAUGAUUGCCGGAGAUUCAAGAUUGGCUUCUACAAUAAUUCAAGAGGAAGGCUUGAGACAAUUAAAUAAUAUCAGUGAACUUGAAAAAAUCUGUCAAGAGGUUAUUUUACAAAAUCCUAAACAG
Molecule: messenger RNA, 282 nt
Organism: Racocetra fulgida
Lineage: Eukaryota; Fungi; Glomeromycota; Glomeromycetes; Diversisporales; Gigasporaceae
Source: the annotation of a GenBank genome assembly